AUGACAAGAUCCCAGGCGUUAAGCGUCUCAGAUGUAACGGACAGUCUUGACUCAUACUAUUUCACAGAUUAUCCUCAAUCACUUCGUUUCCGUAGAUAUCUGCCGAUGAUCUUAAGCGGUAAAUUAAAUUAUGCGGUCGGAAAACUAGUAAUGACAACAGUGAUAAGUGAAUUACGAACUUUCCAUCAAGUUCCAAAGGUUUCACGUUCAGAUAUGAGAUUUGCAAAGAUGACUCUUCCACCCACUAGAUUUAUUAUUGCUCCCAAGAACCAACUUGCAUACGUUACUACGGCUUUGGCAGAAUUUGAAUUAUGGCGAAUUCAUAUAAUUGAUUAUCAAUUGUUUCAUAACGUUGAUUCUUGCUUGUUGAAAGGUCCAAUUAUUUUUGGAGUGUGUUUUAGCCAAGAUUCGAAAAAGAAUGUAAUGGUUCAAAUGCAGGGGAAGACACAAGCUAUUCAGUUGCCAAGCACUGAAAUAUGGCAAUGA
Loa loa (African eye worm) is the source of this 486-nucleotide messenger RNA. RefSeq lists its product as hypothetical. The record is from RefSeq and is a predicted model, not a curated record. The transcript is spliced from 5 exons. Bases 1 to 486 code for a protein of 161 amino acids. Lineage: Eukaryota; Metazoa; Nematoda; Chromadorea; Rhabditida; Onchocercidae.